UAACCCAGAUCUCUGGUAUUGCCAAAUUCACUCUCUGUGGUCAAUGAGCUCUGCAGCAGGUUGCAGUACAGCCUCCAACACUGGGGGGAGCAAGAGAUGCAGACUGAGAAAGAAGGAAAAGGACGAUGAGGAAGAAGGGAGAAGCCAUUGGAGAAAGGCUAAGAAAGAGCAUGGAGGAUCAGGGAAAUUGAAAGAGGGAGAACAGACGGCAUUACAUAGAGCAGCAGUGGUGGGAAACAGUGACAUUAUCAAUGCUCUGAUCCAGGAAAGCUGCGCACUGGACAGACAGGACAAGGAUGGCAAUACUGCUCUCCAUGAGGUGUCCUGGCAUGGCUUCACUCAAUCUGUGAAAUUGCUGGUGAAAGCUGGAGCCAAUGUUUAUACCAAAAACAAGGCAGGAAAUACACCUCUCCACCUUGCAUGUCAGAAUGGUCAUGCUCAGAGCACCAAGGUUCUGUUAUUGGGUGGAUCCAGACCUGACAGCAAAAAUCAUGCAGGUGAUACCUGUCUACAUGUGGCGGCCCGCUACAAUCAUCUGGCUGUGAUUCGUAUCUUGCUGGGAGCAUAUUGCUCUGUGUCAGAGAAGAAUUUGGCUGGAGACACUCCGCUACAUGUGGCAGCUACACUGAAUCAUAAGAAGGCGAUACGCCUGCUGCUGGAGGCUGGAGCAGACAGUCGCAUCAACAACAAUGCAGGUCUAACAGCUUUGGACCAGGCCAGAGAACACAACAACCCAGAAGUAGCUCUUCUACUGACUAAAGCACCCAGAGAGACCAGGCACUGUGGAACAUUCAUAAGAAGAAAGGUAAACUGCGUGGAACCGCCCUUAUGUUUCCAUCCUCCACACAACUUCAAAGCCUAUCAGCUGUACACGCUGUACCGAGCAAAGAUGCAAGAUAAUGCAGAAUGUUUUCAUUUAUUCCUAAUGAACAUCCUUGUUUCUGUCAUUUUUCCACUACAAUACCUUAAUGAUUUAAAUAUGGAUUGCUGGUUUGUGUUACAGGCUCCUCUGAAUGGCUGCCGCUGUGAGCCUCUCAUAAAUAAACUGGAAAACCAGCUGGAAGCUACCAAGGAGGAAAUGAAAACUGAGAUCCACAUCAUUCAAGACCAACUGAACAGCAAGAUGGGCCAGCUCGACCGCAAGAACAAACACCAGAUCUGGGCUCUUGACAAGAUGACAGUGGAGAGAGCGUCAGCAGAGAGAAGCAGCUGUCUGAAGAGGAUCGAGCAACGGGCCCUGCAGGAACGACGUGAAGCAGAAAAGAGACAGACAGCUCUGGCCAGUGAACUGAAGAGCUGGUGUCUGUCCAAACUGCAGAACAUGGAGGGCCGUGUCACAGGAGAGCCCAGCAGCACCAAGUUACAGCACUCCUCUACUGUGGCCGAAGCUAAUGUAGCACCCUUCGCUGUGGUGCCCAUUGGACAAGGGGGCAACUCCCAGUGCCUUGAGCACCACAGUGACCCUCCACUCCUGGAGUUCAGCCGGGAAGAGUCUAGUGUGGCAGAGGGUGGCACAGCCAGUCACUACUUUGUUGUUCAUGUGGAGAGCUCUCCAGAUGGUGAUAAGGAUCAGAAUACUGAGGAUGACUCUCCCACAGCAGCCAAGAACCCCCCAUCAUCUGUUCAGGUGGUUCGGCCAAAGGAGCGCUCUGUGACCUCUGCUGACACCAAGAGGAAGAACCAGGAGCUGAAUGAUGUGGACAUAAUGAGGAGUGGGGCCAGGAGCCAAAGAUCCAGCAGCUUCUCUCCAGCCACGGAGCGGCGCUGCAGCAGCAGAAAUGACAUAGGGAUCAGAGAGAAGGAAGGACACUGUGAUACAGGGAAGCACCAGAAGAAAUAUUUUCAGGGUAGGACUAAAUUGAGAGGGGACAUAAAGGUCAGGCCUCCAGAGGUCUUUGGAGGCCAGCCUACGUUUACUCAGGAGAGGGACAACAUGCAUGCCAUUGAGGUGACCCAGUAUUUCUUUGAGACGGUCUCGACUCAGAUGGAGCGCUGGUAUGAGAGGAAGGUGCAGGAGGCUCAAUGGCAGGCAGAUCAGAAGGCUCAGACAGAGAAAGAUGCUCUGAUUAAUAGGAUUGCCUACCUGGAGGAUGAGCUACGUAUGCUGAGAAUGCAUCGGGACGAGGACUGUUAAGAUACAAUCCAUUUGCUGGAGAAAAAAACUGCUGAGAUCUGUCCAGCAUUGACCAAACAUCAUAUAAAUGUGAUUCCUCUUGAGGACCAGUAUACAAAACUGCAGAACCUCAGAACCACAGUCUUAGAGCAAAGUGCUCCAUUGGGGUGGUGUGGUAGUAUGAAGUUUUUAAGAUAAGAUGCAGCCUGAUUAUAGAAGACUUUAUGAGGCAAAGGGUUUUAAAUUUGAUUCUGGAUUUGCCAAUGAAGCCAAUGAAUGGAAGCCAGUACAGUAGAAAUAUGCUCUCUCCUUCUAGUUCCUGUCUGAAGUUUUUUCGGACACCCUGAUAAUAAUGAAUUACAGUAGUCCAGCCUAAAUGUAAUACAUGCAUGAACUAGUUUUUCAGCUUCGUUCUGAGACAGGAUGUUUCUAAUUUUGGAGAUAUUGUGUAAAUAGAAGAAAACAGUCCUACAUGUAUGUUUAAUUGUGGUGGAGGUGUGGUCCCUGGCUCAGCUGCAGGGGAGGGGUGGCGCAGCG
Molecule: messenger RNA, 2650 nt
Organism: Maylandia zebra (zebra mbuna)
Lineage: Eukaryota; Metazoa; Chordata; Actinopteri; Cichliformes; Cichlidae
Source: RefSeq, a predicted model, not a curated record